Neospora caninum is the source of this 6522-nucleotide messenger RNA. RefSeq lists its product as hypothetical. Bases 1 to 6522 code for a protein of 2173 amino acids. Lineage: Eukaryota; Apicomplexa; Conoidasida; Eucoccidiorida; Sarcocystidae. The record is from RefSeq and is a predicted model, not a curated record. The transcript has 11 exons.
AUGGAGGAAGUCACGAGCUGUCUCGAGUUCUACGACUUUGCUUCUCUCUCCCGCCUUCAGUGGAGAAAAUCGGGCUUCCUUCCUCUUCUCCCCCUUCUUCUGGAGCUCAGGACUCACUACGAGUCGCCGCCUCCGCAUCUCUCUGCUCUUUUAGAUAAAAUUGCGACUCCCGGCCAAACGGCGUUCGUCCAAGCGCUUUUACGUGUCUCUGUAAACGAUGUUCUCACCUCGAAGACGAGAACGAACGCUCCACCUUCCGCCUCGGUUGCCUCUUCUCUUGCUUCCUCCUCUCCCUGGUCUUCAGCGUGUUCCUCUUUUGCGUCUUUACCAUCCUCUUCGCGUCUGUCGAACAGGGGAAAAGGCGAUGGUCAGAAAUUGGCGUCUGGCGUGAGCGGAGGCGAGGAGGCUGGGUCGACUGCUCUUUCCGCGGCGGGUCCUCUGCGAAGCACAGAGGCGACGGCCGAAAAAAGUGGCGAGAAGACGGAAACGGGGCAUCAUGGCGUCGGCAGUUGUUUCCCUUCUCCGAAGCGAGAAAGGCCAGAUCAAGCUGAACAGGAAGAAGGCACGCAGUCGGCGACGGCCGCGACGGGCUUUGCUGCGCGUCAGCUACCAGUCGGCGCCUCGUUGUCUCCCUCCGUUGCUGUCUCGCUAUCCUCGCUCGACAGUUUGGAGGUCGUGGAGCCACAUCAGAGUUAUCCCUGGUUUGUUUCCCUCUUCUCUUCCUCUCCCUCGUCUCCCCCGUUUUCCUCGUCUUCCCCUCCUUCCUCUUCUUUGUCGGCUGCCUCGCCUUCCUGGGACUCGCCUCUAAUGUUUCUGCAUGCAAGAAAUGUCCUGACGCUGUUCUGCGAGGACGUCUGUGCGGUUCUGUGCCACGGCCAGCGGCCCGCCGAUUUGCCUAGGUCUUGGAUUCCCUUUCUCCCUCUUCUUCUUCCGAUCCUGCUGUUCCAGAUCUCGCCUCAAAUGCUCCAAGCGCUAGACGGAAGUGGAGCGAGGAGCCGUGCGCACCAACAGGCAGAAGGCUGCCACGUCACUCCCUCAGAGCCGCCGCAUGCGCCCUCGUUUGCCGCUUCCUCUUCGUCUUCGGCUUCUGAUCGGCGCUCGAGCGUGGCAGGGCGUAAGCGCGUGCGCGGGAGUGAGCAGACAGUGGACGCGUGCGGAGGCCAGAGAGAGCCGGAGCAGAAGAAGAAAAGAGAAGAGAGAUUCGGCGACGAGACGACCGAGCAUGUGGGAGAGAGUGGGACAGACCCUCUUCCGAAGCCACAUCUCGCAGCGAAACCGCCCCACCUCAAGUCUCGCGCGGCUCUUUUGGAAGGAGUGUCGAUCGCGAAGCACGUCAAGGGGAAGAGUCUGCGCCCCAGACACUUGCCGUCUUCCUCGACGUCGACAGGCGUUUCGUCCGGGCCGAAUCUCACCGCUUUCUCGCGUUCCCUCUUCUUCCUGCCGCCUUCUUCUCCCUGUCUCUCGCGACUGCCUCUCCUGGCCUUUGCCCUCGAAGUCCUCGCCGAAAACUGGCACGCGAGCCCCGGCGACCCGGGAUUCUCCUCAGCAGGCGCCUCGGAGACGCAUGCAAAUCCGAGAGUCCGUGGCGACAGACAACGAAAAGCGAGAGAGAGAGAGAGAGGCCGAGGCGAGUCCGAGCAAGGCGAAGCGCACGGCUUUUGGAAGCAGGCCAACAACUUCUUUGCCAUCCAGCAGCUCGGCCUCCGCCCCGGAGAUGCCCUCUUCGCUGGAGACGAGCGCGAACGCCCAGGAGACAGAGAACGCCCCGGAGAAAACGCCGAAGACAGACCCCACACAGAAGGAGACGCAGUCAGAGACACCAUUCUCGCAGCGCUUCUGCACCCAGGACAUCUCGAGCUCGGGCUGCAAGUUGCAGAGCAGUUGAUUGAUGCGUUGCUCGCCGUGUUCAACGCCUCGAAUCCGUUCUCCUGCGCGUCCGCGCUCUCGUCGGCUCAGCUGCCUGCGCUCUUCGUCUUCUCCUUCACGCAGAAAGUCUUCUCCGCCGUCCGACAAGCUGGGUCGGCGUUCGCGCGGCUCUUGUUCCUGAAGCUGUUUGAUGCCUCGAUUCCGCUGCCGCGCCCCGUUCUUCCGCUGUCUCUUUUGCGUCUCCUCGCGUUCUCGUCUGCGGAGCAGCUGCACGAAGCGGUGCAUCUGCAGGCCUUUCCGCUGGAGUCUCUCCGGGCGGCUUCUUCGCUCUUCCCGGCGUCCGCCUUCGGCCGGUUUCUCCGGCGCUUGUCGGGGGCCGGAAUCGUGAAGGCCGAGCUGCUGGUCGUCUUCUUCGUGCUCAUGUACGACCACGAAGGCGAGCAGCAUCUGCGGUUUCUGCGCGACUCGCGAGCGCGGAUCGAGACGGAGAAGCGCCUGGAGCAGGAAGAACGAAAACGCGCAAGUGGCGUCGUCCUCGCUGCUGGAGCCGUCGCCAAAGAAGAAGGAAAAACCAAAAAGCCCGAAGACAGCGCCGCAAAGUUCUUGAAAACCCGAGGAAAAAACGCCUCCAAAUCUCCGCCACCUUCCGGCGCCAGUCGCUCGCCCUCUCCCCGACAAAGCAGAAGAGGAUCGUUCAGCCUCGCUUCUUCCUCUUCUGCCUCGUCUUCGUCCUCUUCAGCCUCGUCUUCGUCCUCUUCAGCCUCGUCUUCGUCCUCUUCAGCCUCGUCUUCGUCCUCUCCUGCCUCGUCUUCGUCCUCUCCUGCCUCGUCUUCGUCCUCUUCAGCCUCGUCUUCGUCCUCUUCAGCCUCGUCUUCUUCGUCCUCUCCUGCCUCGUUUCUGGGGAAUGGAAGGUUUGAUUUGUCUUCGGAGAGGGGAGUUGUGGCCUCGACGCUUCACCACUUUCUUCUGGAGGCUCUCGCGGCUUCUCCGGCCUCUUUGUCUCCGCCCUCCAAUGCAGCUGCGUGUCUCCCCGCGGGUGUGCCUCUUCAGGACCACGCGCCCCAGCGGUGCGGUCGCGCGUGGUGUCUCUUGGCGGUUGCGGAAAUAAUCGGUCUGCUCCCCGUCGAUGUUCUGUCGCUCCCCGUGCGUCGCGCCUAUCGCUCGAGCCUUCCGUACGCAGUGCUCUGGGCUCUGAAACUCGCGAGUCUCUCUUCGCCGAACGACCUCUCGACCUGCCACAUGUCUCCUUCUGGGCCUCAGCCGCCCGAGGCGGUCGCCCUCCUCUCGGCGUGCGAGUGCAUCUUGCUGAGCACGCGGGCGUCGACCGCGGCCCCAGCGGCGCCGUUUUUGCCUCCGGAAGUCGCGGCGGAUCUGCGCAAGCAGCUUGCUCUCCUCCUCUUCAGUCCCCUGACUCUGGAGACGCUGAGGCCUGCCGACCCGCUCCGCGUCAAGCGCUCGCUGAUUCGUCUGCUGCCGGCGGCGAUCUCCCACGCGCCCUGGCUGGCCUCUAGGGCCACCAGCCCCGUGCUGUUCGACUUCGUUCUCGGCGCCGUCUUGGAACUGCGAGGCGGCGACGAAGAAGAGGACGAAGACGGAGAAGGCGAGGAAGACGGAGAAGGCGAGGAAGACGGAGAAGGCGCGAAGCACACCACUGUGCAAGGUGAAGAAAGGGAACGAGAGGCCGGACGCAGGCGCAGAUGGACUCGUGCACGAGACGCGUUCUAUAGGGAGCUCACACUGCUCACCGGGAACGGGGGGCGAGACGGAGACGCGACAGAGAGUCUCCGAGAGAGUGUCCGGGAGCGGAAACGGCGCACAGGGCUUUUGUUUCGCCGCGUCGACGAGGAAGAGAUCAAGGAGGAAGACAAACAGACGGCGCUGGCCUCGGAGCGCGAUGAACCACACCAGAGAGACGUGCGGGCCGACGGGAGAGCAGGCGAAGGAACCCUAGAGCAGGCCGCAGAACAACCCUCGGACGGGGCCACUGGGACAGUCGUGACCGCGUGGGUACAUGAAGAGACACGCAAAGAACAGGAGAAGGAAGAAGACGAGCGCUUCAGUGAACCGUCUUCCUCUCUCUGUCUGACCCUCUCUUUUCGCCUGUAUCGCUUUUUGUUGCGGUUUGCUCGAAGCGCCGUGCAGGCGUCCCUCUGUCACUCGCCAGCCUCGACGCUUCACAGCCACGGAAAAGUCGAGGGCGGCGACUCUCACCUUCUUCCGUUCUCUGCGCUCCAGCGGUGGCUGCAGUGCGUCGAAAUCCUGUCGCAGAUGAUGUCGACCGUUCCGUCUCCGGAUCCGCAACAUCCGUUCUUCUUGGGCGGCGACGGAGAAGAAGACAGGGACACCUUUUUUCUCGCUUCGCCUCUAGAUCUGCCCGUUCUCCUUCGGUGUCUCCGCGCGCACGUCUUUCCGUCAGCCUCCGAGUUUCUGUGCUCGACCGCUUCGACUGACGGCUCAAGUGCCGGCGGAACGGGCCUCGGCCUGGGAGGAGCCCAGAAGGGUCUCCUUUUCUUUUCGGGCUCGGUCGGAAAAAGGGGACAGUACUUUGGGCGAGGCCAGCAGCUGGCCGGAGCGGCCGCAGAACAGACACGAACCAGCGCGGGCGUCGCGCUGAUUCUGUACAUGGUGGCGAGGCUUCAUGUUCUCCCCUACUUCAAAGCACGGGACGCCACGUACUUGGCGAAGCUUCACAGCCUUCCGUGGCGGGGCCUUCUCGAGUUCUGCGCGUCACAGCCGCUCUUUGGACACUGGGCGCUCCGCUUCGUUCAAGACGCCGUCUCCGCCGCUUUGCCUGAAGUCUUCUCGCUCUUGCAGCCUCGCCCGGCGGACUGGCGGGAGCAGUUGGACCCUUCCUUUCUCUCUCCCUUCACACUCUCUCGAGUUUGUGCCGGAGACGAUCUGCGAUUGAAACAACUCCUCGCCGAAGUUGCCAUCAAACCCUUCACUGCAAAUACUUGGACAGCUCUGCGCGCACGGGGCCGCCUCGCCGCCUCACUGGACAUUCCUUCUCGGGUUUCUUCUGAGGCUCGUGACUUCGCAAGAGCCGGAGCAGAGCCAGGUCUCUCGACUUGCUCGACGCCUUCAGCGCUGGAGAUCUUUGUCUUUGGCCGAGAGCAUUUGCACAAACUCUGGAGUGACCUGGAGGCUCCGCGGCCCUCCGCGGGGGUUCCGCGGCUUCCGAGCGAAGAGGAGCUGUGCCUCCUCCUGGAGACGUGGCGGUUCUACGCCGCGUUGGAGCCCAGCGUCGCGUGCCUCGCUCUCGCCACAGAAUUGAUUGUCUCCUUUCUGCCUUCGGUCUCUGUGGCGAGUCCGCGCGCGCGUGAGUCCGUCGGAGACAAGGGCGACGAGAAGCCAGGAGCGGUGAAGCGAGACUGCGGCGCCCUGGGAAUGCAAGGAAAAUCGUUGCCUUUUUCCGAGGUGGCGGCGCAGUACUUCAACAUUUGCCAGAAUGUCUUGAAUCUUCUUCUUCGCGUUCCAGCCACUGUUCUCUUUCGGCUCCUCGCCUUUAACAUCCUCCCAGACGUGAUAUACUUCUUCCUUCUGAAAAUGGAAAGCUACGUUUUUAUGGGCGCUCCCGUUCUUCCAGGGUUCCCGCGUGUCCUCUUCGAUCCGGAAGAAAUCCUCGCGUCUCAGGAAGCGGCAGUCUUCCAAGUCCUCCUCGAGGUCUGUCGCCUGGCCCUGCCUGCGGCUUCUUCGCCGCUCGCCCUGUCUGCUGCGAUCGAGGAUCGCCCGAAGACGGCGAAGGAAACGCAGGAACUCGCCUCGGUUCUCGCUUGGCUGACGCGAGAAGACCGAGAGAGAGACGGCUGGAACUGGGGCAUAUGGGAGAUUGUGUGCCGCGUCUUUGACCGGCAGCUUACCCGGCGUCCACAUGCACUCCAACUGCUGUUCUCGGAAGGCUUUCCUCUCGACGCUGUCAACCCCGUCUGUCGCUUUCUUCAGCAUUCCCAGCAAAUCCUGCCUCUCUGUGUGGCCGCUCUGAAGGAAACGAUCUCGGCGAUUUGGCACGUGUCGGAAGCGUGCAGCGAAGCGAAGCAGCAGGGCGCCGAGACACAAAAGAUGGGCGUGAGCUACGAGCGCUUCGUGCGUCUGCCAGCGAAACCCACCUCAGUGUCUGUGCACCCGGCCCUGGCGCCCUUGACCGUCGUGGAUCGAUGUCUCUUCUACUUCAAAUGCAUAACUUGCGUGGCCUGCGACUUGAGAGACAAUGAAGGCGUGAAGAGAGACGCUCUCGAAACGAACCCGGCAUUCGCCGCAGAGAGUGCUAACGCGGUUCUCCUCGAAAGCAUCAAGCGCCUCGGCGACCAAGCCUCUGAAGAUCUUUGUGAGUUGGUUCAGCGCGCGGUUCCGAUCGUCUUUCCGCUCUACUAUCUGUUCCCGAAGUUAGCGGUCCUCGUCAGCGCCUUCCUCUCGAGACGCCGACUGCUAACAGGUGAAGCGACGGUCGCGCUUCCGGCUCGAAGCCAGGCUGCGUGGGAGAAGGCGGACGGUGUUGGAGGCAACGGAGAGGUCGGCGGCUCUGGACGAAACCCGUUAACGGAUCGUGCAGUUUGCGAAGCUGUCCUUGAACAGCUGGAGACAGACCUGCACCGAAUCCUCCAGUGCGACACGCAAAAGGGCGCGCCGCCUGGCCAAGGAGAAGAGGAAAGCUCGUGA